UCUAGUGUAGGCAGAUGAGAUUUUAAAGCUACAACAAUGAGACAAAUUGAACAGUGUUAGUGAAUGACACCUUUGUUUCUCACUCAAAGCUCACAUACUGCUUUAGAUUACUUAUACUAUAGCACACAGCUUGUAUGGACUACUUCUGUGAUGGUUUUAUUGUUCCUUUGUGUCCUUUUCACAAUUCAUGUUCUUCAUAUGGAAAAGAGCAGCUAGAUCAUACUCUUCUGUGGUUCAUUGAAAAAAGAAUAAUACUAAUGGAAUGACAUGAGAUUGAUUAAAUGAUGAAUACUGAACUAUUCCUGUAAACCUUUGUUAGAUUUGUUGCUGUAAGAUUCAGAGUGGAGAAGUUUCUGUAAUCUUCAGUAAGAGAAGCUAAAGGGUGUGUGAAGACCCCCCCUCACCCAGCCUGUGAAAAUGGACACUGCUGGUGUAUUUAUAGGCCAGACACGAUGAGCACCCUCUCUUAAGAGACCAGUGGUUGCUAACAUUCAUAAUAAACACAUGAUAUUCAAUUCUAGUAGCUCCGUAUCCCUUACACAAAUUUAAAAGCUUUGAGAAGAUCCACAGGAGAAUCCAGAGUUCUGACCAGACGUACGUCAAGAGAAAGUAAAGUAAGCUAUGGAGAAACCAGUUUUACAAACCCAGCCCUCCAUGCUGCCUUUCUUCGACGCGGCACACGCUGUCAACUUACUUCGUGGCAUCCAUGAGCUCCGCGCCGAGCGCAAGUUCUUUGAUGUCACGUUGUGUGCUGAAGGCAAAGAGUUCCACUGCCAUAGAACUGUUCUAGCAGCUGCCAGCACCUACUUCCGUGCCAUGUUUGCCGGUACGCUACGAGAGAGUGUCAUGGACCGUGUGGUGCUACACGAAGUAUCGGCUGAACUGUUGGGCCUCCUGGUGGACUUUUGCUACACAGGUCGAGUGACCGUCACGCACGACAACGUGGACCUGCUGCUCAAGACAGCGGACCUCUUCCAGUUCCCAUCCGUCAAGGAAGCAUGCUGCGCAUUCCUGGAGCAGAGACUUGAUGUUUCCAACUGCUUGGAAAUCCAGGACUUCGCAGAGGCUUAUGCCUGUCGUGAGCUAGCGGCUAGUGCUCGCUGUUUUGUGCUAAAGAACAUUGUGCAGCUGGCAAAGAGCAUGGACUUUGAACGGUUGUCGUGGAAGCGGCUGCUUGAGUUUGUGUCUGAUGAUGGACUGUGUGUGGAUAAGGAAGAAACGACAUACCAGAUUGCCGUGCGCUGGGUUAAAGCUGACUUGCAUCACCGAUUGCAUUACUGGCCUGAGUUGUUGCAGCAAGUACGGCUGCCGUUUGUUCGCCGUUUCUACCUUCUGGCCCAUGUGGAGAGCGAUCCACUGGUCUACUUGUCGCCAGCCUGUUUACGGUUAGUCAGUGAGGCACGCAGCUUUCAGUCUUACGAAUAUGACCGACAUGACCGACCCAGCCAUCGAAUGCGCCCACGUCCAUCCACCGGCCUGGCCGAAAUUCUGGUGGUGGUGGGAGGAUGUGAUCAAGACUGUGAUGAGCUUGUUACUGUGGAUUGCUACAACCCACAGACCGGACAGUGGAGAUAUUUAGCAGAAUUCCCAGACCACCUUGGAGGUGGCUACAGCAUAGCCGCCCUGGGCAAUGACAUUUACGUGACAGGUGGCUCAGAUGGAUCACGUCUCUAUGAUUGCGUUUGGCGAUACAACUCCAGUGUGAAUGAGUGGACGGAGGUCUCCCCCAUGCUGAAAGCCAGAGAGUACCACAGCUCCUGCGUCCUGAAGGGUCAGCUGUAUGUUGUAGCCUCUGAUAGCACAGAGCGCUAUGAUCAUACUCUAGACUGCUGGGAGGCACUUCCGCCCAUGCCACAUUCCAUGGAUAACUGUUCUACUACGGCAUGCAGGGGACGGCUCUAUGCCAUUGGCUCCUUAACUGGAGAAGACACAAUGGCAAUUCAGUGUUACGAUGUUGUAAGCAACCGCUGGUCACUAGUCAACUGUGGAGAACUGCCUCCAUGGUCCUUUGCCCCCAAAACAGUCACUCUUAAUGGGUUGAUUUACUUUGUAAGGGAUGAUUCAGCAGAAGUAGAUGUCUACAAUCCACAGAAAAACGAAUGGGAUAAGAUUUGUCCCAUGACACAAGUUCAUGUUGGAGGCAGUGUAGCAGCUCUGGGUGGUCGACUCUAUGUGUCCGGUGGCUAUGACAGCACUUUUGAGCUAUCUGAUGUGGUGGAGGUCUAUGACCCCUCUACUCGAUCUUGGUCCCCAGCUGGCCGGCUCUCCCAGCCCACCUUCUGGCAUGGAAGUGUCAGCAUAUUCCGACAGUUUAUGCCUCUUGUUCCAAGCACCUUCGAACCCAUCGACAUACCUGAGCCCAACUACAUCCACCUCCACAGACACCACCGCAAUCAGGCAUUUCACAACCACAACAACGUCAAUCAGAACCACAACCAAGAUCUCAAUGAAGUGCAUUGAGAACUUUACUAAAUGUGAGACUGAAUGACAUUCAAUGUGACUUCACUACUAGGUGUUUUGCACUUUAUCAAAUAUUCACCUCAGCUGGGCAGCAAAAGGGGCUGGUGAAUGGACAAUCAAUGUUUGCAUUAUUUCUCCCAGUUACCCAGUAUAUCUACAGCUUUAAUUGUUGCAUGCAUUUCUAAUGCUGACUGUGUUCACCUUGAACAGAGACUUGAGUGAAGUGAUUCAUGAAAUAGUGCCUAUCAUGUUUGGUGAAUUUCAAGCAAUCCAACCCUUGGUUAUGGUUAUGCUCAUUUUUUUAAAUGUAUUUUAUAAUUCAGCAUGGACCUCCAAAAGUGAUCCACAACAAUGCAAAUUUAAUUCAACACCCCCCAAAAAAAUAAAAUAAUAAUACAAUACAAUAUAAAUAUCAUAACCGUAAAGUAAAAAUGUCUAUUUUCAAAAAAUAUUGUUUUGAGACCACAGUCAUUCCAGUAAGACAGAAUUCUGCAAUGUGGAAAACAAAAAGUAUUUUAUAUACGCGGAGAUUUGGGAGAAACCAAGGUUUUCCAAAAACACCAUAAUUUUGUUUGACAGAUAAACACUGUGACUGUGUCCCAGCAUAACCCAUUGAUUAUUGUUCAUCUUGCUUGAAUAACAUCACAUUUCAGACAACAGUGGGCAUGCAGUGAUCACAUUUUUACUGAAUUUGUAUCCGACUUGCCUUUCAACUCUCAUAUUUUAAUAUUACAUUAAGUUUAUUAUUAUCUAGUCAUUGUUUAUUUUAGAGGAAGGUAUGUAACGGUUUAUGAGAAACAGCAAUCAUGAAAAAAUAUGAGGAAUAGAUGAAGGUAUUGUAUUUUUGUGCCAAAUUGUAUUAAAAUGCUAUAUUAAUAACUGGAAGUAGUAAUUCAGUAUCGCGUUACUCUUGAAUAGAUGUAGGUGUUUGACAUUACCAGUGUGAAACUAAUUAUUUACGACACGCUUAAGCAGUAUUUGAUGUUGAUUUUAUUUUUCUUAGAAUAUUUAGUUAAAAUAAUUUGUACAAUACAGACAAGGCGAUGAUUUGUGUAAUGUUUGUUUGUUUGGUGAACCAAUAACUGUUACUUUUUGCUCUUUUCACAUGUAUAUGUAAUAAGAUCACAAUCACGUGAGAGACAAACUAUCUGACAUACAGUUUUAACAUUUGAAUGUUCUGCAAAGCCCCUCACAGAGUCUUCAGCUCGAGCACAAUAGCACAUAAAAGUUGAACUCAAUAAAGAAUAGUAAACAUAUAAUCAGAACUGACCAUGGUUUUAAGGUGUAAUAUUUAUCUAUGCACAUUAUUCCAAAUCAGUGUUCAGUACAGUAUAUUAAGUAUCCUGUUUCACUCUGAAAUACAUCAAAUUAC
Messenger RNA from Carassius auratus (goldfish), 3832 nucleotides. Its product is annotated as kelch-like protein 21. Lineage: Eukaryota; Metazoa; Chordata; Actinopteri; Cypriniformes; Cyprinidae. Bases 622 to 2460 code for a protein of 612 amino acids. The transcript has 5 exons. Gene Ontology annotation, biological process: protein ubiquitination. The record is from RefSeq and is a predicted model, not a curated record. Gene Ontology annotation, molecular function: protein binding.